GUUUAUUGUUAUGGACGUGUAGAUGUGCAUGUGUGUGAUAUUUUUUCCGCGAUGACAGACCACCAGGAAGAGUUCUUAAAUGACUUUUUUAAUAAUGUGUCGCAGCUUAAUUUUGAAAAGGCCAGGGAGCUAGCGGGGCAUGGCUUAGCUACUCUUCCAGUUUGAACUUAUAUUGUCGACACAACUACCGCUCAUUGCUUUCCAUUGUGUAUGGAGUUUUGGACUCUGGAGGACAAGAUGCUUGCAGGACAUGUCCACAUCUCGGAAGCUGGAUUUUCGUAUUUUUCUGUCUAAUGAGAGCCAUGCAAGAUUGUUGCCAUAUUAUAUUGUUGGAGGCAAUCACCUGGGGACAUACACAUUUCCUAGUAUAGGAAAAAGAACGAGAGAUUUCGCGACUUGGGCUAACAGGACCAUGGGGAAUGCUGCUAACACAUUUGUCUCAGGUAGCACUUGCUGAACGUUCCUAUGUUGAUUUAGGGUUUUUUGUAACAAAAAAUAAAGGCUUCCUACGCAAAGAUAACUCCCUCAAAUCAAUGUAUGACGGUUUACGUACAGAUCUGAGCCGUUUGGAAGAGUUGACGAGAUCAAGUGGGCUUGAUAAAACUGUGAAUACUGUUGCAAAUCAGCUGACACAAUUUUUAACUGCUCGCAUUGAACUAAUAGACUUAUAUGAGAAAAUGCAAGUAAUGGGAACUGGAAAGCAAAUGCAGUAUGAAGAGCUUGUCUCCCAUAUUGAAUGUAUUGUUGAAAAACAUUCUUUGUCAUUUCCACAUAUGGCUCUAACUUCCAUCAAAGCUGCUCUCAGUUUGGAGUGUGAAAUUCUCGACCAUUUGUUGCGUGCCCAAGUUGAAAUGCAAAUGUGGAGGUUUCUUCAGUCCCUAAUGCUACUUCAUGGUGCUAAUACUCGAUUGUUGGCAUGGGAAAAUAAACUCCAAAACAGAGAGUCAAGGAAACUAGGAUUUCUGAAGGCAAAUCAACUUCCUGCAGUGUUCCAAUGGUGUUUAAAACUGAAAGCUGCUUUUGUAUCCAAAUUCACUUUAUAUUUUUUUACAACAUUGGUUAAACAGACGUCAUUUGCUGACAUGAGACAACAGUGUGGUAAACUGUCCUGUGACUAUUAUCAAAAAAUUCAUAAUUUCCAGAGGCGUUAUGAUGCAGCUGCUGUCACACUGUUGUUUGAUGCUACAGGUGUGGAAGAUUUCAAAGGCUCAGGCUACCAUCAUCCAAAUAAACCUCUUGAUCCUCCAACUGGUAUUGACUGCUACCAAAUAAUUUUCAGUCAUCCGGCUCAAAAACCUGUAAAUUACCUGCCAAUUAUUGUCAAUGUUAUACAAGAAAAUGCAGCUGAAUUGAUGGCAAUGGAUCAAGUGAUAUAUCAUUUCUGCCCAAGAGACAGAACAACAUAUUUCUUGUCCAGUGUAGAUCCCCGAAUAACACUGGUUAUUAUUUUUGACUGUAAGAAAACAGAGAAGGAAACAAACAUAACACAUUUUAUUACAGAUAUUAGCUCACAACUACGCUGUAAUAAAGUAUUUGCCAACCUGAAGCCGUCAUCAAAAUAAAAUGAGCACCAAUGUAUCAGUACAAGUUUUGCAUAUUGCAACAAUGGUGUACUUGGAAGUAUGAUAAUUUGAACAGUUUUUAAUUCCAAAGUUACCAGUUUUAUGCAGAAUAUCUUUUGCCUUCAGCAAGUAAUUGAUGUACCUUUUAAUAAUAGUUAGUUUUAAUAAUGUUAAUGGCUGUGAUAAUUGUUUUUACAUAAUUAAAAGUUUUAUUUUACUACAGCAAACAUUCUUAUCUCUUGCAUACUUUUAUAAGAUUAUGUACAAAUGUAACGUAUUUUAUUGCUGGAUGUUAGCUUGUAGGUCUGCUCCAAUAAUUUCUUUGUUAGAUUCAAGUCAAGACCACAAAUUGAAAUGGACACUAACACACAUAAGUGGUAAACAUUGCACCAGGUUAGAUAGAACCAGAUGUGUAUCCAAAACUGUCCAAUGUUGAAUGGAACUAUUUGUUAAGUCAGUAAUCUUCAUGUAAAAUACUUUUUGAAUCUGCAUAUCACAAUUGGUGUAUGUUUUAAUAGGAAUUACUUUUCAUAUAUUGAUGGCCGUGGAAAAUAACCUUGAGAGAUUAAAGUUUUAUUUUAUUACUAUUAUGGAAUUUGCAGUGUACAUAUUGGAAUAAAUCUAA
Schistocerca cancellata (South American locust) is the source of this 2187-nucleotide messenger RNA. RefSeq names its product KICSTOR subunit 2-like. Gene Ontology annotation, biological process: cellular response to glucose starvation; protein localization to lysosome; negative regulation of TORC1 signaling. Bases 420 to 1562 code for a protein of 380 amino acids. Gene Ontology annotation, cellular component: KICSTOR complex. Lineage: Eukaryota; Metazoa; Arthropoda; Insecta; Orthoptera; Acrididae. The record is from RefSeq and is a predicted model, not a curated record. The transcript has 10 exons.